GUGAGAGAAGUGUUUGUUUACUUAAAUUAAUUAUGCAUUUUUAAAUAAUUUGGUUGUAAUUUUAUGUUGUUAUUGUGAUAAGCAUUAUAAUCAAGAAUGAGGUCAUGUGUAUAUUGCAAGAGACUCUACAAAAAAGACAGUCACAUAUCAUUUCACAGACUUCCAAAAGGUUUGAAGGAGAAAAAAGUUUGGCUGCAAAACAUGAAAACCCACAACUGGACUCCUAAAACAUAUUACAAUUAUCUAUGUUCAUUACAUUUCAAUGACGAAUGUUUCGUCAAACAUUUCAGUAGAACAGCAUUGAAACCAGGUAGCAUUCCUACAAUAUUUGAAGGAACAUCUACCUUUGCAUCAUCGCCUCAUCCGUCAAUGUCUACAUCUUCGCCUCGUCCGUCAACGUCUACAUCUUCGCCUCGUUCGACAACAUCUACGUCAUUGCCUAGUCCGUUAACUACAAUUACAAAAUCAGCUAAUAUACAUACUAGUUCAGCCAAACGAAAAUUACUUUGUGAUGCAAAUAUUUUAGAAUUAUCAGAUCAGUCAAAGAGGGAUCAAGAACAGCUUACUGAUCAUGAUUAUGAAGUCUUAUCAACUCCUAAAAAGGCAAGAAUCGAAGUUGGAUUGUUACAUGACCAUUGUUAUGAAAUUACACCAAGAUCAUUAAAAACAGUUGCCCAGCAAACAAGAAGAUCCUUAAAAUUUGCAAAAGCAAAAGCAAAAACUUUAAGCCAGCGUGUAAGGAGGUUGGAAUUAAAAAUAACCAACCUCAAAAGUGUCAUAAAUGAUUUAAUUUAAAAAAAUAAGGUGUCGGAAGAAUGCAUUCAAAUGUUAAAACAGCAUAAUGACUUCCAAAUGGAACUUUUUAAUAGAGUGCUUAAAAACAAGGGGAACAAAACUAAGUCAUGAUAAAUACCCCCCACAGUUACGUGUUUUUGCAAUAACUCUUCAUUUUUAUUCAGCUAAAGCCUAUGCAUAUGUGAACAAAUUUAACUCAGUACUUCCACAUCCCAGAGUUAUUCGAUCCUGGUACAGUUCAGUAAAUGCAGAUCCAGGCUUUUCACAAGAAGCCUUCAAUAGCUUAAAGCAAAAAUCAGAGAUCAUUACAGAAUGGAGAAAAGUUAGUUUGUACACUUAUAUUAUAAAUGAUGAAAUGAGUAUUAAAAAGGGAUGCCAGCGUGGCCGUGACCAUGUGAUUCGUGGGCAUGUUGAUAUUUGUUCGUCUUUACCGGAAGACGAUCCCUCAGAGUUACCAGAAUGUAAAGAUGCCUUAGUUUUCAUGGUGGUUCCGCUUAAAAAUAAUUGGAAAUUACUCAUUGCAUAUUUUUUGAUAAAAGGUUUACCAGCUUUUACCAAAAGUCAUUUAAUUAAACAAGCUUUAAUUUGCCUUCACGAUGUGGGUGUUUAAAUUUGUUCUUUGACAUUAGAUGGUCCACCAGAACAUUAUUCGGCUGUCUCGCAAUUAGGUGCCGACUUAAAAAUGAAUGAGGACAGUAAACCUUUUACAUCCAAUGAAUAAAGAGAUCCUCUUUCUGCUUGCGAAGUCGGUAUUAAAAAAUAAUAAUGAGGGAUUAUCUU
Helicoverpa zea (corn earworm) is the source of this 1575-nucleotide messenger RNA. RefSeq names its product THAP domain-containing protein 1-like. The record is from RefSeq and is a predicted model, not a curated record. The transcript has 3 exons. Lineage: Eukaryota; Metazoa; Arthropoda; Insecta; Lepidoptera; Noctuidae. Gene Ontology annotation, molecular function: sequence-specific DNA binding. The coding region runs from base 97 to 795 and encodes 232 amino acids.